AUGGCGUUACUAUCAGUUCAGGGAAAGGGCCUCUGGUCGAGCACUCCAGCCGCUUUUGAAGAUCUUACCAGAGAGACUUACCCUAUUGGUAAUGGCAGGUUAGGAGCUAUGCCGCUUGGUCCCCCAGGGGCUGAGAAGGUAGUUCUCAAUAUUGACUCGCUGUGGUCCGGUGGCCCCUUCGAGACAGCUAAUUACACGGGCGGGAACCCAACUUCCCCGGUCGAUGAAUACCUCCCCGGGAUUAGGGAUUGGAUUUUCCAGAAUGGCACGGGAAACGUCUCCCAGCUUCUUGGAAAUGAGAACAGUUAUGGAAGCUAUCAGGUGUUCGCCAAUCUCUCAAUUGCCAUCGACGGUAUAACGUCUGCAACCAGCUACAAUCGAUCCCUCGAUUUCAGCAAUGGCCUUCACACGACAACCUAUACAGCAGACGAUGGGAACCACUACACUUCAACUGUCUAUUGCUCUUAUCCUGACCAGGUUUGCGUUUACGACCUCUCUUCCAGCUCUCCCUUUCCAAACAUUGCUGUCUCUCUGGAGAACCAACUUACCUCGGCGCCGUAUUCCACAUCUUGUGAUGCCCAAGGUCAGUUUGUUGUCUUGGCAGGAGUCACCCAAGAAGGGCCACCUCGAGGUAUGCAAUAUGAGGGGAAAGCUCGAUUGAUGAGUGGGAUUAGGACAACGUAUUGCAGUGGUUCUUCGCUGAUUAUACCAUCUGACUCCACAACUCGGAAGUUUAGUCUUGUGAUUGGUGCAGCUACCAAUUAUGAUCAACUAGCCGGCAAUGCUGCAAGUAAUUUCUCCUUCGCCAUGCCUGGUUCUGAUCUCAGCCACACAAACCCCUUCCUGGGCCCAAUUGUCACAUCAAUCACAUCUGCAGCGAUUGCAAAAGCCGAACGAGACAUCCGACAAGCUCAUAUUGCAGAUUACCAGGGCCUAGCUGACCAGUUCGCAUUAGAACUUCCAGAUAUGGCUGGGUCAUCUGGUCUGGAAACGUCGGUCAUUAUUGGCCGGUACAAUGCAUCGGGUCCCGGCGAUCCAUAUCUCGAGUCGACACUCUUUGCUUUAGGGCGGCACCUCUUCAUAUCCUCCGCCAGAGACAAUUCUCUCCCACCAAAUCUGGCUGGCAGAUGGAGUGAAACAAUCGACGCUGCCUGGGGCGCUGAUUAUCAUGCCAACAUCAACUUCCAGAUGAAUCACUGGGGAGUUGACCAGACGGGGCUGGGAGACCUCCAGGUCGCUACCUGGAACUGUAUUCAAAACGUCUGGGUGCCACGGGGAACCGAAACGGCACAACUUCUGUACGGGGCCCCCGGAUGGGUCACGCAUGAUGAGAUGAACAUCUUCGGGCACACGGGCAUGAAAAGUGUUGCUCAGUGGGCCGACUACCCGGCUUCCGCCGCGUGGAUGAUGCAGCACGUGUCCGACCACUUCUCCUAUUCGCAAAACGUGACCUGGUUCCUAGAUCAAGGCUACCCACUCCUGAAAGGCGUUGCUCAGUUCUGGCUUUCUCAACUCAAGCCCGACGAGUACUUCAACGACGGUACACUCGUCGUAAACCCUUGCAACUCUCCCGAACAUGGACCCACAACCUUCGCAUGCACACACUACCAGCAGGUAAUCCAUCAACUCUUCACUGAUAUCAUCUCUUCGGAGCCUUUUCUACCAACUAGCGAGGCAGAGUUCAUCGCCAUUAUCGCCAACGCCCUCUAUACCCUCGACAAAAGCCUACAUAUCGGCAGUUGGGGCGAAAUCAAAGAAUGGAAGAUCCCCGACUCUUUCGGGUACGACUUCGAGAACGACACCCACCGCCACCUCUCCCAUCUUAUCGGCUGGUAUCCCGGCUAUGGCUUCUCCUCCCUCCUGGGCGGCUACACUAACUCCACCAUCCAAGAGGCAGUCGCCACGUCUUUGUACUCUCGCGGACCAGGGAACGGACCCGAUGCCAAUGCUGGCUGGGAGAAAGUCUGGCGCGCAGCAUGCUGGGCCAGACUCAACAAUACCGACGAGGCAUAUUUUGAACUCCGUUACGCAAUUCACGAAAAUUUUGCCGGGAAUGGCUUGAGCAUGUACAGCGGGAAAAGCCCGCCAUUUCAAAUCGAUGCCAAUUUUGGGCUUGUGGGAGCCGUACUGAGUAUGUUGGUUGUGGAUUUGCCGAACGAUAAUGGAGCGGAGCACAGGACGGUGGUGCUUGGACCCGCGAUCCCCAAGAGUUGGGGAGAUGGGUCUGUGAAAGGGUUGAGAUUGAGAGGUGGAGGAAAGCUUGAUUUUGAGUGGGACGUAGAUGGUCUUGUGCUAAGUGCGAAAUUGGCCGUGAGGGCGAAUGGUCUUCGGAUUGUCAAUAAAAAGGGAACAGUGCUUGUGGAGACUUAA
Molecule: messenger RNA, 2370 nt
Organism: Amorphotheca resinae ATCC 22711
Lineage: Eukaryota; Fungi; Ascomycota; Leotiomycetes; Helotiales; Amorphothecaceae
Product: glycoside hydrolase family 95 protein
Exons: 4
Coding region: 1-2370 (789 amino acids)
Biological process (GO): carbohydrate metabolic process
Molecular function (GO): alpha-L-fucosidase activity
Source: RefSeq, a predicted model, not a curated record